AUGAGUGACCAAGCAGGAGAGGAAGCGACUUCCUUAUUCCAUCAGUCAUCAGUUACGAACCAGACCACCUGUGGUCAGGUGGACAGGUCAGCCGACCUCUUCUUCAUGAUGGUCCACGGUCUCGUGUUUCUGGUGGGUCUCCCCCUCAACGGCUUCAUCGUGACGUUUUACUUCUGCCGAGCUCAGCAGAAGACAUCCAGCAGCAUCACGAUCUACCUGAAGAACUUGGUAGCCGCCGACUUCCUGGUCUGCCUCUGUCUCCCAAUCCGCGUCGCGAAAUACGCCAGCAGCUCUGUCACCCUCCACUUGGUCAACUGCAACGUUGCCCGCGCCGUUCUCUUGCUCAACAUUUACGCCAGCAUCAUGUUCAUGGGCUACAUCGCCGCUAACAGGUAUCUGAAGGUCGUUCAACCUUUAGGAACUCACAUCCUGCUGACGGUGCGGGCCGCUCACAUCAUCUCCACGGCAACCUGGGUUUUCCUCCUGGCCACGAUGAGCGCCUUCGUCGUCCUGUCGUUCCAGACCCAGAAACCUUUCACCUCUGUCCUGGAGACUUGUGAAUAUUCGCACACCGGCCAGUUCAGCUUGGUGAUGAAGAUCAUAUACUCCUGCGCCAACGUCAUGUUCCUGUCCGUCCUCGCCUCCCUGGUCUUCUUCUACUACAGCACCUCCCGGCGGGUGGCACUGGUGCAGCAGAGGCUGGCGGCAUCCUCCUGCUUCACGAAGCUUGCGAGGACCCGCAGGAACAUGUUAGUGCUGGUCAGUGUCUUCUGCUUUUGCUUUGUCCCCUACCACCUGGUUCACCUCCCCAAAGAGUUCCUGUGUUCAAGUGGCAAGUUCCUCUACAACGUGAAGGAGGUCACCAUCAUAAUGUCCGUUCUCAACGUCUGCCUGGACCCGCUCAUCUACUUCAUCCUCUGCAAGAGGUUCAGGACCCAGUUUGGGCUGCUUGGAAAAUGA
This is a messenger RNA of Cyclopterus lumpus (lumpfish), 960 nucleotides long. Its product is annotated as P2Y purinoceptor 14-like. Gene Ontology annotation, molecular function: G protein-coupled purinergic nucleotide receptor activity. Gene Ontology annotation, cellular component: membrane. The coding region runs from base 1 to 960 and encodes 319 amino acids. Gene Ontology annotation, biological process: G protein-coupled receptor signaling pathway. The transcript is spliced from 3 exons. The record is from RefSeq and is a predicted model, not a curated record. NCBI's taxonomy places the organism in Eukaryota, Metazoa, Chordata, Actinopteri, Perciformes, Cyclopteridae.